AUGUUCUUCAUUGCAGCAGCACCUCAGCUAGACUAUAGUCGAAAUGAGCAGCAACCCCAUGUUGUUGCCGGACGUCCGAUUACCCUAUGGUGUAUGGUUUCCGGAUAUCCAUUGCCAACAAUUCGAUGGAUCAAAGAUGGUUAUCUUGUACCAAUUAACGAAAAUAGUGGUAUACGAAUGAUUGAUAAUGGACAGGGAUUGGAAAUUCUGGAAGCCAAACGUGAGCAUGCCGGUGUUUGGACGUGUGAAGCGUCAAAUGCGGCUGGUAAAACAGACUACGAAUUAACAUUGGAUGUUUGGACACUUCCAACUGUGUUCAUACAUCCGGAGGAUAAUGUUCGACCAGUAGAUAGUGUCAUCACGAUACAAUGUCAAGCUACUGGUAAUCCAGAACCAUCGUUAUCAUGGAGCAAGGAUGGUCAACCAUUGAUCACUUCUGCAGAAGGUGCAAGAAUUUCAAUCAAAGGAACAAGACUGGAUAUUCCUCGUUUGAAACAAUCACAUGUGGGUGAAUAUACAUGCACUGCAGUGAAUGAAGUUGGUACAUCCUCCGCUACUGUACACAUCGAUGUUCUAGUGCCACCAAGAAUUAAUCGUGACAACAUUGAAAUGAGUCCACGAUUACCGACUUCUCAAACUUUGACAUUAAUUUGUGAUGCAUCUGGUAAACCAUUACCGCAAAUAUUUUGGUAUGUGAAUGAUACGAUGAUAAAAGAAACAACAUCGAAUGUGAUCAUCGGUGAAGGUGGUCGUUAUCUUCAGGUAAAAGAUGUUACACUGAAUGACAAUGGCGCAUACAAAUGUGUUGCAUCAAAUAUUGCUGGCAAAGAUGUCCUAUUAUAUACAGUUGCUAUAGUUCAAGCUCCAAAGAUAUUGAACGGUGGUAAUUACCAAGUUAUUGAGGGCGAAGAAGCCCGAAUUUCAUGCUAUGCGGACGGUGAACCACCACCAGUGGUCACAUGGCAACGAAAUGGAAUUCGGAUUGAAACUGGAAUGAGAUAUAUUACUGAAGAUAAGAUGCUACGAAUAACAGAUGCUCGAAGUUCGGAUUCCGGUUUGUACGUUUGCUUGGCAACGAACGAGGCUGGGACCGCUCAACAGGCAUUUACACUUGAAGUCUUCGUCGUUCCCCGUAUCAUCACAAUAUCCCCGAACGAAUCUUUGGUCCCCGUUGACAGCCCAUUCAGCCUGAAAUGCGGUGUGCGCGGUUUUCCACCACCAGAUAUUACAUGGUCAUUGAAUGAGCAGAUAAUCGGCAAAGACAAAGCAGAGUAUUCCAUCGCGGAAGAUGGUACUUUGUUUGUUGCAAAAGCGCCGAAACAAGCAAGGCUAACUUUUAAAUGUAUAGCAAAAAAUAAUGCUGGUUCAGAUAGCAAAGAAUAUGUCAUCAAAGUGAUAAGCCCACCAGUUCUGAGAGAAGAAGGUAUCAAGAUAAUCAAUGCAACAGAAGGUGAUCCAUCAUUGCUGAUCUGUGAAAUCGAGGGAGAAAUUUCUGAGAUUUACUGGUACAAGGACAAUGAACCGCUGGUGUUAAAGCCAAACUUGGAAUUAAGUCCGGAUCGAACACAGCUCAGAAUACAUCACUCUAAGCUGCAUGACGAAGGAAUGUACAGUUGCGUUGCCAUUAAUCCGGCUGGUAAUGCUACACAGAUACAACAACUUUAUGUUGGCGUUCCACCACGCAUAACUGAAAAGCCGCGGAGAAUUACUGUAAAGAGCGGUCAGCAAGCUGAAUUAUGGUGUGAAGCAGUCGGUAUACCAAAGCCACAUAUCACAUGGUUGAAGGAUGAUAAAGCAUUAUCUCAGACAGCUUUGGAUGAUUAUACGGAUGUGCUGAAAUCGACCGCCUUCUUUCCAAAUGUCUCAAGUCAGGAUGGUGGAGUUUACACAUGCAAAGCAGAGAACUGGGCUGGUACCAGUUAUAAGGAUGUCGAUUUAGUCGUUUUAAUUCCACCGGAAAUCCACCCAGAACGACUGAAUAUGACGGCAAACGUUGGUGAGACGAUAAUCUUGACAUGUAAUACAACAGGAGUGCCAGAACCUGCUGUAUCCUGGGUGAAAAUGCCAAAUAUUGACAUUAUCGGAAAUGAAAAGAAGUAUCAAAUCUAUGGAACAGCGUUGCAUAUCAGAAAUCUGAAACCGGAAGAUGAUGGUUUUUAUCAUUGUGUUGCAAAAAGUAAUGCUGGUCAAGCAAUCGGGUCAAGACGGCUUAUUGUUCAUGAUGCAAGGAAAGAUUAUAAAGUAAUUUGGGUGGAAUGCGAUGAAUUUGGACAGCCAAUCAAGACGACAUUUGUGCCCGCACGCGGUGAUGUCCCCGAAGGUGAUAACAAUUUAUUACCAUGGAAGCAAGAUCUACAGGAUCUUCCACAAAAUGGAACUGAUGGAAUACUGAUACGUUGUUUACCUGAAUCUCGUGGACCACGUCGUGCUGCACUAACUUUGCCCAGAUUCAUAAGAUCACCACGGACACAAAAAGUUCGACAAGGAGCUGUCGCUCAUCUUCACUGCAGCGCUAUUGGUCAGCCUAAGCCACAUAUUAUAUGGAUUCGUAACGGAGCUUUGUUAGCAGGUAUUUCGCAAUCAUCGGACAGUUAUUCGAUAUUGCGAGUGAAAGUCGAAAGUAAUGAAGAUUUGGGUGAUUAUACUUGCCUAGCACAGAAUGCUGUUGGUUUUGUUACCAGUAUUGCUACUUUAUUGCUAGAUCAAAUUGCAGAAAAGACAGACUUACUUGGAUAUCAGUGCUAUGCGACAAAUCGGAAACAAGCAAUUGAAAUAAGUUUCUUGGAAAUACAGGAUGCUGCACCACGUGUUCAGGUGUCGCCAAAACAAGUCUUUGUCAACCUGAAUGAAUCAGUGAUUCUAAGUUGUAAAUUGAUGUCCAAUCCGUUAACGACAAUGGUUCAAUGGACAAGAAAUGAUGUGAAAUUGGUGAAUAGUAGCAGAACAAGAGUGCUUGCCAAUAAUUCUCUCCAUAUCACAAAAUUAUUACCUUCUGAUCGUGCUAUAUUCAAAUGCGUAGCAUCAAACCGAUACGGGAAGUCAUAUGAUGAUGUAAAAGUGAUUGUCAGAACAGGUCUAGCUGGUGUGAUUAACAAAGUGAAAGGGGUCGUGGAUGGACGAAGGCUUAGGCGUGAAACAGUACUUGUAAGUGUAAAACCUGAAAUGGAAGCUAAUGUAGUUUCACUGAACGUCAACGGCAUAUUCAACGACCAAGGCGUUACAGCAGAAACAGUGCUUGGCUAUAUGGUGGUAGCUUCUCCACAGUUAGCUUUCAAUCCGAAUCAGGAGAAUUCACUUGCAAGUGUAGAAUUUCAUCGGGUGAUUGAUUAUCGCUUUGAAAGCGGUGAAACUAUGCGCGUUUAUCAAAAAGGAUUAGGCUUGGAUGGUGAAUAUGCGAAAUUUGAAAUAAUUUUCAAUGGAAGAGUGCCACAUUUUGACUGUGAGACUUACUCUUGGGUGGAUCAGGCGAAAGAGGAGAUGGUCGAACAAGAGCCAGGCAUGAUACGCGGCAAUGGAUUCGCAAUUCUACGUAUUGGGAAUCAAGCAAAUAUACCGUUCUAG
This is a messenger RNA of Loa loa (African eye worm), 3561 nucleotides long. RefSeq lists its product as hypothetical. The transcript is spliced from 25 exons. The coding region runs from base 1 to 3561 and encodes 1186 amino acids. Gene Ontology annotation, biological process: cell adhesion; axon guidance. Lineage: Eukaryota; Metazoa; Nematoda; Chromadorea; Rhabditida; Onchocercidae. Gene Ontology annotation, cellular component: plasma membrane. Gene Ontology annotation, molecular function: protein binding. The record is from RefSeq and is a predicted model, not a curated record.